Talaromyces atroroseus is the source of this 522-nucleotide messenger RNA. RefSeq lists its product as hypothetical. Gene Ontology annotation, molecular function: fatty acyl-CoA hydrolase activity. Lineage: Eukaryota; Fungi; Ascomycota; Eurotiomycetes; Eurotiales; Trichocomaceae. The transcript is spliced from 2 exons. The record is from RefSeq and is a predicted model, not a curated record. Bases 1 to 522 code for a protein of 173 amino acids.
AUGGCCGGCGACAACGAUACACCCACGGCGAGGAAGGUCCACGAUGACUUUGAGGAGAACAUGCGCGAAGUUGUUAAACAUUUCGUUGACACUGAAGGCGAACAUGAGCGAUGGGACAUAGACCAAGUCGAAUCAAAACUCCGUCUAGAGUCCGCAAGCCGCGGCCCUCCAGCACGAGCUACAUUCAGGCUCUACAUCACGCCCAAAAUGGCCAAUUUCCACAACAGCAUACAUGGCGGUUGCACUGCAACCGUGAUUGAUAUCUUGUCCUCAAUGCUGGUGAUAGGUGCUUCGCAACCGGGCAUGUUUCAGGUUGGAGGAGUCAGUCGCAAUUUGAACGUUACCUACCUGCGACCUAUGCGAGUGGGCAGCGAAGUACGCGUCAUUUGUGAGCUGGUGCAGAUGGGGAAGAGGUUGGCAUUGGUAAAAACUGAAAUUCGCAGCGUUGAUAAUGAUGAGCUCUGCGCUCUGGGGGAUCAUCAAAAAGCUAAUACGGAUUCAAAGCCGUUUGGGAAAAUUUGA